AGUAUUUAAGCGAGUGUCAAGUUGUUGUGGCCAACAGUUUGCAUCAACAAUCAGUUACAGCCAGGAUUCUAUUGCCUUGCCAUCAUUUAAUCUGGGUGAAUAGACAGCGUGAUGCCACGUGUAUUCGUUUGCCUCUUCGCGCUCUUCAUCCUCAGCAUCGCUGUUCAAUUCGGCGAUUGCCAAAAGAACAUCACCCAACUAGAACGUGAACAUAAAAAUAUCAUACCUGGUUCCGAUGAACCUCGCCUGUCAAGUACCGAAAGAGUACUGAAAAUAUGGCAUCAGAGAUCCCCAAAGAAAGCUAUCAUCGAGGAUCCUGUGUAUGACGAGAUGCCGUCGAAUCUGCCGCUCAUUCGGAACCGGCGCGUGACUUGCGAUCUUCUGUCCUUUCUUUGCGCGGCCAGAUGCCGGAAGAAGCGUGAUCGCCGCGGUCGCCGCUUUCGAAGCGGUUUCUGCCGCAACGGCGUUUGCAUUUGCACACGAAAAAAAACCAGUAGUUGUCGUAAAAGUUAAAAAGUGCGGGCGGUAACUAAAUUACCGUCGUAAAAUAAGGACUGUUAAUAUCUUAGCUCUGACACUAAAAUUAUUUAGUUAAACAAGUUUAGCAACUCAAUACACAAAAUUUAGCUAUAAGACGUACUUCAGUUAGCAGCCAUAGCAACACGUAUUGCAACAAUUCGUUGUAAUAUUUAUAUGUAGAAGAACAACUUUUGCUGUCGUUGCAAAUAUCUUAGCUGCAGUAGUUAAAGCUAUUGCUAUAGCUAAAGUAUACCCAAUAGCUAAAGGUGUAUUUAAGAUAGCUAAACUGACAGCCGAAAUACAGUAAAAAAAUUUAUUUCUUU
Wasmannia auropunctata (little fire ant) is the source of this 842-nucleotide messenger RNA. RefSeq lists its product as uncharacterized. The record is from RefSeq and is a predicted model, not a curated record. The transcript has 3 exons. NCBI's taxonomy places the organism in Eukaryota, Metazoa, Arthropoda, Insecta, Hymenoptera, Formicidae. The coding region runs from base 112 to 513 and encodes 133 amino acids.